Neospora caninum is the source of this 1878-nucleotide messenger RNA. RefSeq lists its product as hypothetical. The transcript is spliced from 12 exons. NCBI's taxonomy places the organism in Eukaryota, Apicomplexa, Conoidasida, Eucoccidiorida, Sarcocystidae. Bases 1 to 1878 code for a protein of 625 amino acids. The record is from RefSeq and is a predicted model, not a curated record.
AUGACGUCAUGGAGAGUCCUCAAGUGGCUGGAGGCAGGUUUCUUCAGAGGCCGCGGAAACCAAGUGUUCUUCAGCUCCGUUGGAGAUAGCGCUCCGCCGCGAAGCCUGACUGAUGCGUUGCCGGCAAUUUUGCAAGAUGCCUACAUUUCGAUGGAGAAGCUGAUCGCGCCGCAGGCGCCCGGCGAAAAAAAGGACGAGACGAUUGAAGUCGUCGAAGAGUCUCCCAUGCAAUUUGCUGACGACGCUUUCUCCACCGAUGCCGUCCUCGACAUCCAGAAACUGCACAAGAGCUUUGGAUCUUGCGACCUCGUCGUAUGGCUCGUACCGCCUCAGGAAAAGACACACCCGGUCGACGAGACUGCGCCAGACUCCCAGUUCACUCCUCCCCCAAAGACGUUCAAGAUUCCUGUCCAUAGCGCGCUCCUGCGCAUUUCAUCGCCCAUCUGGCUAAAGGAGCUGACCGUCGUGGAAGCAAAACACCACACAAAGAUGAAAUACCAACGGAGCAACGACGGCAGUGUUUUGAUGAAGCAUGUGAUUGAGACUUUCCACCCUGCGGCGAUUCGCGCGAUCAUUCAAUACAUCUACGGAUACCGUCAGGAGGUUUUGCAAGCAGAUCCUUUUCUUCAAGUGGCGGUGUACAAAGAGGCGUUCAGACUGGAGAUGAAGCAACUGCAAAAGGAGGUGUUGCGAGCUCUCAGUGCCCCCAUGAGCAUCGGCCCUCUUGUAUCUCUCGCAAAAGCUGCAGAAGUGAUGAAAGUCGAUCAACUUCUUUUGGAUGCCAUUCGCAUUCUUGCAGACUGUGCCUACGCUCUCUUUUCAGGCAUGCGGCACCUCCAGCUCGGCCCCAAGGGUCUCCAGCUUCUUCUCCUGCAAGACAAUAUCCAGCUGGACGAGCCUCAGGUCUACAUUUGCGCAACUGCGUGGCUGACCCAACAGGGUUCCGACCAAGCCUCGGCGUCUCGUUGCGUCUCUUUUCCGAAUGACGCAGUUCGGUCUCCUCUCCUUGUGUCUCCACGGACACAGAGAGAAACAGAUUUCCUGCAUCAGUUGGAAGCGGCUGUCGACAGCAGAAAAAACUCGCUCGAUGACCAUCAACCGAAUCGCUCGCGCGACAUGGCCAUGGCAGUCUACCAAUCGAUUCGCUUCGACUCCAUGUCUCCCGGCCAGAUCCAAGUCUGUCGGGAUCCUCUGCUGGACUCGCUGCUGCUGGAGGCCUGUCUCCGAAAAUUCUCUCACAGGGAGGCGAAACCGCGAGUGUUUCCUUGGCAGGCCAAUGACCAAUUUACAGUUGAGCGUGACGGUGGGCUUUACCCUGUUCUGAUCAAGCGCACGAGGCGCACGGUGCAGAGGUUCAGAGAAACCGACGGAGAACCCUUGGUCUGGGCGUGGACGCUCGGGGACUCUCGGCCGGUCAACGAGGCGCUCUGGGCUCUCGAGAUCGUGAGGACCAUGCGAGGCAGGAUCCACUUUGGGAUCGCCGUGGAAGACAAAAGCACGCAGUCCAGAAAGGUUUGCUACUUGGACCCGGCGGAGAGGGCAUUUGUGACUGGUACCAUCACCAACGAUCCAACGGCUGUUUCGUACCGGACAGUUCAACCAGGCGGCGAAGUGCGAUGGAGCCGCCGCAUGACCGACGGGGACAUCGUGGUCAUGCGAGUAUCUGUCACGACUUCUGCUGUCCACCUGACCAUUCAACUUUUGCGGAGCAAAACUAUGAGGGCGUCUUACAUGCUGGCUCUACGUUCUCCUGUGUCUUUCCCCGGUCAGCUUCUUCAGCGGCCAUUUCUGAAAAUCUGGCCUUUCAUCGAGGCCGUCGACAUUGGCGACACACUCGGCGUUGCGGAACUGCAGGUUGAACCGAUCGACAUUCCGUAG